AUGCCGCUCCUUUCGUCCAAAACUCUGAUCCAGGCACAUGCGGUGUUCCUGGUGGUAAUUGCCGGUUAUCUGCUCAAGAAUCCCGCCACCAUCACCGACUCCGACAUUGUCUUUAUGAUGGGCGAGGCCCUCCGAAUUGAUUUCCCCCCAUCCACAAACCCAACGACCUCACCCUACGUGAUUUGCUCCAUCCUCCUCUUCACCGCCGCUGCAGUCGACCUCGUCCUUCUCACAAGUCUGCCCUUCCACGAAGCGUUGAACGAUGCCCUGCCUUACAUUCGACCUCUGCGUAACUCCAACCUCCCAGCCGAGGAUCUGCAAGCUUUGGCGCGAUUGCCCGAGUAUAUCACCAAGUCAUUGACGAUGUAUUGGAACAUUUGGAUUGCUGUCUCCGCGGUUCGAUUCGCGCUCUACGGCGCUCUGUCUUUCUAUAUCUAUCAGGCUCGAGGAAACUUGGUCGAUUCGACAUAUGCUUCCAAGGCGGCACCUACGGGCUUGGCGCAGUUGAAGACCCGCGUGGUCUUUACUUUUGCGUUUAUGGAGAUGAUGGUGUGGUUCUGGGUGUUCUUCACGUGCCGCGAGGAGCGUCAGCAAAGAUUGUCCAAAAUGCUAGAGGAUGCGCGAGAGGAGGCUAACUAG
Messenger RNA from Penicillium diatomitis, 639 nucleotides. RefSeq lists its product as uncharacterized. Bases 1 to 639 code for a protein of 212 amino acids. Lineage: Eukaryota; Fungi; Ascomycota; Eurotiomycetes; Eurotiales; Aspergillaceae. The transcript is spliced from 3 exons. The record is from RefSeq and is a predicted model, not a curated record.